Molecule: messenger RNA, 726 nt
Organism: Loa loa (African eye worm)
Lineage: Eukaryota; Metazoa; Nematoda; Chromadorea; Rhabditida; Onchocercidae
Product: pyruvate kinase
Exons: 6
Coding region: 1-726 (241 amino acids)
Biological process (GO): glycolytic process
Cellular component (GO): cytoplasm
Molecular function (GO): magnesium ion binding; pyruvate kinase activity; potassium ion binding
Source: RefSeq, a predicted model, not a curated record
AUGAUAGCACGCGGUGAUUUGGGUAUUGAAAUUCCCACUGAGAAAGUAUUCGCAGCGCAGAAAAUGCUAAUCGCACGAUGCAAUGUGGUCGGGAAGCCCGUGGUGUGUGCUACUCAAAUGCUUGAAUCAAUGACUAAGAAGCCAAGACCUACUCGAGCUGAGGGUAGCGAUGUCGCUAAUGCAGUACUGGAUGGCAGCGAUUGUGUUAUGUUGAGCGGUGAAACAGCAAAAGGAGAUUAUCCCGUAUUAACACUAGUGACUAUGAGUAAGUUAUGUUUGGAAGCCGAAUCAACCAUAAACUACCAAGAAGUAUUCCGCGAGGCUCUUCUUUGUAUGAAGAAACCUGCAGAUGUUACACAUACUGUUGCAAUUGCAGCCGUUUCAGCAGCAAUUUCAUGCAAUGCAAGUGCUAUCAUAGUGCUAACUACCACGGGGCACUCCGCUAGUUUGGUCAGUCGUUAUCGUCCCAUGGCACCAAUCAUUGCGAUAACUCGAGAAGAGCAAGCUGCUCGACAAAUGCAUUUGUUUCGUGGUGUUCAUCCAUUACUUUAUACUGAGCCGAAAAAUGAGGACUGGAAGGCUGAUAUUGAUCUACGAGUGGCUCAAGGUAUAAAAGAAGGACAAGCCUGUGGUUUUAUUAAAUCGAAUGAUUUAAUCGUCAUUAUCACGGGAUGGUCUAAAGGAUCCGGACAUACGAACACGAUGCGCAUUAUCAGAGUACCAUGA